Molecule: messenger RNA, 2088 nt
Organism: Condylostylus longicornis
Lineage: Eukaryota; Metazoa; Arthropoda; Insecta; Diptera; Dolichopodidae
Exons: 6
Coding region: 1-2088 (695 amino acids)
Biological process (GO): DNA replication
Molecular function (GO): DNA-directed DNA polymerase activity; nucleotide binding; DNA binding
Source: RefSeq, a predicted model, not a curated record
AUGAGAUUGACAUUUUGCGAUGAAAGUUUUGAACACAGAGGACCGGGAUGGAGUAACUCUGAAGGUUUAAGCUCUGAUAAAUUUUGUAUAACAGCAACAUGUGUUAAAUUACCACAAGGAACCGGUAAAACUUUAAAAUACACAAAUUUUGAUGACGAAUGCAAACACCGUAGAGGAGUUAUUACAAUUUCAAACAGAGAUAAUUUAUGCUUGCCUCGAGCUUUAAUUGUAGCGAUUCAUCAAGUCGAAAAAUCUGUAGAUUAUAAACAAAUAAUAAAAAGUAAUUCAAAAUUGCAAACGAAAAAAGCCACAGAACUUAUUGAAAAUGCAGAUUCGUUAAAUUAUUUUCCAAUGGCUUUGUCGAAAUUACCAAAAGCUUUUGAUCUACAAUUUAAUAUGAAGAAAGGGUAUUUUCCGCAUCUUUUUAACACAGCGAAAAAUGAAAAUUAUAUUGGGCAAUUACCCUCUGUAGAAUAUUACAAUCCAAACGACAUGAAAGUAGAUGAGCAAAUUAUUGAAUACUGUGUCAAUGACGUUACCAUUUUAACACAAUCUUGUUUAAAAUUCAGAGAAAUGUUCUUGAAGCAGUGUAAUGUUGAACCAUUUCUAGAAGCAACAACAAUUGCAUCUGCAUGUAAUUUUGCAUUUAGAAGAAAUUUUUUAAAAGAGGACACAAUUAGUUUAAUUCCUAAAUAUGGAUACAGAAACUCAGACAAUCAAUCAAAAGUGGCUAUUCAAUGGUUAGUAUGGGAAGAAGAAAAAAGAAAUAUUAACAUCAGACAUACAGCAAAACAGAAUGAAUCAUUUGUUAACGGUAUAAAAGUGGACGGUUUUUGUUCAGAAACUAAUCAAGUUUUUGAAUUUUACAGUUGUUAUUAUCAUGGACACCCUACUUGUAUACCACAUUACCGAAAUAAAAGUUUGCAAGACGAUUCAAAUGAUACAAUGAACACGAGGUAUGAAAGAAUUAUUAAAAAAGCUGAAAGAUUAAGAAAAUUAGGUUACGAUGUUAUUGAAAUGUGGCAAUGUGAAUUUAAUUCAUUAAUUAGUAAAGAAGAAGCAAGUUAUUUAAAAAAGCAUCCGUUAGUGCAACAUGCACCAUUGAAUCCUCGAGAUGCUUUUUAUGGAGGACGAACAGGAAAUGUCUACAACUAUUAUAAUUGUAAAGAGGAAGAAAAAAUAAAAUAUAUAAACAUGUGCUCGUUAUACCCUGGGGUUUGCAAGUACGGAAAAUUUCCUAUUGGUCACCCGCAAAUUUAUGUCGGGGAAAAAUGUUGUCCAUAUUCAGAUGAGAAAAGAGCUUUAAUAGGAACAUGGGUAAUUGACGAAGUUGUAAAAGCUAUUGAAAAAGGUUAUAAAAUGUUAGAAAUUUAUGAAGUUUGGGAAUACCAAACUACAAAAUAUGAUAAAAACAUGGAUACACAGGGCUUAUUUACAAAUAUGAUGAACAAAUUUAUUAAAAUUAAACAAGAAGCUUCAGGCUGGCCAUCUAAAUGUGUCACUAAUAACGAAAAAGAAAACUAUGUUAAAGAUUUUUUUGAUAAAGAAGAUAUUCAAUUGGAGCAUGAAAAGGUUUCCAACAAUCCUGGCUUAAGAUCAUUUGCCAAAUUAAUGUUAAAUUCAUUUUGGGGCAAAUUUGGUCAAAGAGAAAAUUUACAAAAAACAUCAAUCAUUAACCAGCCGAGAGAAUUGUACAACCUGUUAAAAAACCCAUCUAUAGAAGUUUGUUAUAUUUUUCCGGUAAAAGAAGAAAACAUUAUAGUUAAUUGGCAGUACAAGGAAGAAGUAAUGGAUUCCUUACCAACAGUUAAUGAGUGUAUUGCUGCUUACACAACAACUCAGGCGCGAUUAAAACUGUACAGUUACUUAGAAAAACUUCAAGAAAGAGUCUUAUAUUACGAUACUGAUUCCGUAGUGUAUAUCAGUCGUAAAGGGGACUAUGAACCUUCAGUAGGAAAUUUUAUUGGUGACAUGACAGAUGAGUUAGAAUGUUAUGGUAAAGAUAGCUACAUAACAGAAUUUUAUACAUCAAUUUAUAAUCGUAGCAGCAUAACUGUAACGAAUUUUCCAGUUUUACUAAAGAAAUAA